Oncorhynchus kisutch (coho salmon) is the source of this 4218-nucleotide messenger RNA. RefSeq names its product sal-like protein 1. Gene Ontology annotation, cellular component: nucleus. The coding region runs from base 240 to 3812 and encodes 1190 amino acids. The record is from RefSeq and is a predicted model, not a curated record. Lineage: Eukaryota; Metazoa; Chordata; Actinopteri; Salmoniformes; Salmonidae. Gene Ontology annotation, biological process: regulation of transcription by RNA polymerase II. The transcript is spliced from 2 exons. Gene Ontology annotation, molecular function: DNA-binding transcription factor activity, RNA polymerase II-specific; RNA polymerase II cis-regulatory region sequence-specific DNA binding.
CCCAUGACAGUUUAGUGACUCCCCCCAUUUUGGUCUCUUGUACUCAUGUCUGCAGCAGAUGCUGUUCUGAGUUUGUUGAACUAUCAGAUCUGGAACUACAUGUCAGGGAUUGCUCUCCCAAUCAUUUAGUCCUGAUCGUCAAUGAUAAUGAAGAUCCAGUGUCGUCUGCUGAAAUAUUCCAUCUAGCCUUGUCGCCUCGUAAAGCAGUGGAACCAGGCGAAACAGUCAACAACUCUGAAAUGGAAGAGUGCGGUGAUCUGUCGGAGGAGAAGUCAGAAGUGAAGGAAGAAUCCAUGAAUGUUUCAAGAACUAAGAAUAGCCAUUGCCGACUAGAUAGCCCCAGUAGCAUCAGUAGCAGCCGGAAAAGCAGUACUGACAGCAAGACUGACAUUGUUUCAUGUACCUCAGUUCUCCCAAUUUCACUCCCUCAACCUGGCAGCGAUCUGUUGGAACAUCAGGGGACAUUCUCAUGGUUCAACAGCAAUGUCAUCAUUGAAAACCUAGAAAGCACUAAAGUGGCAGUGGCCCAGUUUCCCCAGCAGAGCCGAUCGGACACCGGCAGCAGUGGCAGCAGUAAGAUGGCUGUCUCAUCUCUGAUGGAACAACUCCUUGCCUUGCAGCUGCAUCAGAUUCACCAGCUGCAGCUGAUUGAUCAGAUUCGUCACCAGGUCUUACUAUUUGCUUCCCAGAGGUCUGAGGUAUCAGAGACACUGACACAAACACCCAUCAGCUGCCCUCAGGUUAGUCUAGCAUCAACGCAGGCCAGCCAGUUGACAACCCUCAGUUCCCAUCUCUCCCAGCAGCUAGCUGCAGCUGCUGGGUUAGCCCAGAGUCUCGCCAGCCAGUCUGCCAGCAUCGGACACUUUAAACGAUUAACAGCAAAAGUACAAUUACCACAGAGCCCCUUUGGAAGGAGUAUUGUACACUCUAGCACUGAACCCUUGCAAAGUAUACGUAAACACAUAGCUUCAGCAGUUAGCAAGCCCCACUCUAGAAAGAAGUACACUCAUGCUAGCGGUCUGUACCCUCAACUCAAUUUUUCAGCCCAAACCAUAAGGAACUCACCGGCACUUGGCACAGGUAGCUUGCUAAACCGAUCAAAUACACCACGUCUACCUCAGCCACCACCCAGCAAUCAAACACUCUCUAGCGCUGGACCAAGCAUUGGCACAAUUGUGCAGGACCUGAAUGCCUUAAAGGCGCUAGCCGGACAAAGGAAAGGAAAACCAUCCAAUGUGACUUCUUUCGAACCUAAAAGCUCUUCCAAAGAGGCCUUCUUUAAACAUAAAUGCAGGUUUUGCGCUAAGGUUUUUGGGAGUGACAGUGCCUUACAGAUCCAUUUGCGAUCCCACACUGGGGAGAGGCCAUACCUGUGCAACAUCUGCGGGAAUCGUUUCUCCACCCGUGGGAACUUGAAGGUACACUUCCAGCGGCACAAAGAGAGGUUCCCCCAUAUCCAAAUGAACCCUUACCCUGUUCCAGAACACCUGGACAACAUCCCAACCAGCACAGGAAUCCCUUAUGGCAUGUCUAUACCACCAGAAAAAACAGUUACAUGCUGGCAGGAUACUAAACCAUCCCUAGCCACCUUGACUACUUCUGUCGGCCUGUUGCUCCAAACUGGAUCACCCAACUUACCCUUUCUCAUCAAGAAAGAGGAGCAGCCUGUUUCAAUAACUGCAUAUUCCAGUCCAGUUGUACGUGAUUCAUCUAUUGCAGUAAAGAGCGUAGACUUGAUAGAGGCUGGAAAAGUCCCAAAGUUCCACACCAUGAAUCUGAAAACAGACAACGUUAUACCUCCCUUGACCUUUAGCUCGAAGAUGAGCUCCACAACAGAAAGAUCAGCUGACUAUGUAUCCGUCAAUGUCACUUCCAUCAGCACAAAUCCCAUCAAGUUGGAGCAGUUCAAGACCAAACAUCCCUUCAGAGGAGGAGUCCUUGAUCCCAUGCAGACAUCAGAGACCUUGAAACUCCAGCAGUUGGUUGAGAACAUUGACAAGAAGGUGACAGACCCCAAUGAGUGUGUCAUUUGCAACCGCAUACUCAGUUGUCAGAGCGCCCUCAAGAUGCACUACCGCACCCACACAGGAGAGCGGCCCUUCAGAUGUAAAGUGUGCGGACGGGCGUUCUCCACCAAAGGGAACCUGAAUACGCACCAUGCGGUUCAUCGCACCACACCGUCACUGAGGGUCCACCACUCCUGCCCUAUCUGCCAGAGGAAGUUCACUAACGCUGUUGUCCUUCAGCAGCACAUCCGUAUGCAUAUGGGUUGCCAGAUUCCCAACACCCCUCUCUCUGAACAGAACUACCCAAUGUCAAUGGAGUCUGAUGGAGGUUCAAUAGAUGAGACGAAAUUAGAAAAGUUGGAGAACCCUUCUGAUGAUUUAGACUUCAAUGACAGUGAGAUCGCAGGCAUGUCUAGGUUUAAUAACUCCUUGUCCGGCAGCAUGUCUUCCUCUCCAUCUGAUAGUACAGGAGCAGGCUCCUCUGAUCCCGAAAGGACAACUAACUAUCAUAGACCAGUGGAGGAGAAGCAGGUCAACUGGUUUAAGACAAAGGUCUAUGACUCGUCAUCUCUUGGAGGUGACCGAAGUGGUGGGAGCCUUGCUGUUUCUGAGAAUACCGUUGACAAGCAGUCUCUUUCCCAAAGCAAGGGUGUUCCAGUAUGUUCUAGCCCCACAAGCUUUGAGGAAAUGUACCAGAAAGCUUUAUCCCAGGCACAUAUUAAUCCAAACCUUUUGCAGUUCACUGCCACUGGUCCACUGGUGUCCCUUAACCAUCUAAAAUCUUUAAACCCACUGAAGGAUCCCACUAACAUGGUCUACACUUUCCGUGAACAACUAGGCAUAUUCAAGAACACUGAAUGUGAUAUUUGUGGUAAGACCUUUGCCUGCCAAAGUGCCUUGGACAUCCAUUAUCGAAGCCAUACCAGGGAGAGACCAUUUAUUUGUACAGCUUGCAACAGAGGGUUUUCCACCAAGGGGAACCUCAAGCAGCACAUGCUAACACAUCAGCUGAGGGACCUGCCAUCCAAGUUGUUUGAGCCCACCACUCCCAGCAUUGCCUCAUGCCCCAACAACUCUGUACAUCCUCUGAGCACCCAAAUGAUCAAGACAGAAGUGAACAGAUUCCUGGGUAGUGCCCGUUAUGGGGUACCAAGGGAUCUUCUAGGCAGUUUGCAUUUGAGGACGUCCUCUGCCUCUUCCUCCCCAGCGCUUGCCACCCCGCCACCUCGACGGACUCCCAAGCAGCAUUACUGCCACACUUGUAGGAAAACCUUCUCUUCUUCUAGUGCCCUGCAAAUCCACGAGAGGACUCACACUGGGGAGAAGCCGUUUGCCUGCACUGUCUGUGGUCGGGCAUUCACCACCAAAGGAAAUCUGAAGGUCCAUAUGGGAACUCACAUGUGGUGUAGCACCCCCACCAGGCGAGGACGCAGACUGUCUGUGGACGGACCAUUGAUGUUUAUGGGAACUCAUCCUGUGAAGCUACCAGAGCCUCCCCAGAGGCCAGACAUUAGGUCCAGUAAUGGAGACUCCUUUUUUAUCUGGAACCACUGUACAGACACCUUCUCUAAGAACUUGGCCAUGAGGACCAGUGAUAUCUCAGUCGGAGGUGGGCCUCACCUCUCUGGACCAAUGGGGCAUGGGGCCAGCUCACCCAUAGGGGUCGUAAAUGUCGGUCGGGACAAAUUUCACCAUACAGAACACAAUGCUGCUCUUGCGCUGCCUGGUAAAGAUGAUGCCAAAAGAGCGACUCACUUCUGUUUCACUCGUUUGAUAGAAGAGAGGAAGGAAAUGAUUACAAAUUAAAGAGUCUGAAUAUUAUCUUAGGAGGAAAUUAACUGCGAUGUUGGAAUAAACAGAGUUCUUUGGAGUUUGUAUAUAAAUGAUAAUAACCUUAUUUGGAGUCAAGUGGCUAGGAAAGUCUCUCUGAUUUUCAGUGUGCUUAUUAGAGUUGGACUCAAUUUUUAUUACUUAUUCACAUGGGUAUAGUAGCCUACUGGUUGCGUACAGAUGUAGGGUCUUAAUUUGAGCCAGUUUGCUUCCUGCAGCAACAGGAAAUGUGGAUUAUAAUUCAUGGACAUUUUUGUAGGGGUUGAUAGGGCAAAAACGUUCAAAUAGCUCUUCGUUAACUGUUGCUUGGUGUUAUCAACCUUCAUCAGCACCGGCCUGUACCCUACCUGGCCUAAGCUCUCUCCUGGCCCCUUACACUAAG